CAAGGCUCUGUCUCGGCCCUCUCUGGGCGACACCACCUCCGAGGGUGGGCGGGGGAGACCGGAGGAACCCGGAUUCGUUAAAGUAGUCGGCGGCCGGCCAGCUGAAGAACACCCCGGGAUGUCGAAUCGCCACAUUCCCACCCACUGUUAUACCAAGGCAUCAAAGCCACUCGGCACGGCGCGCUCGCGAUGCCCACUGAUUGGCACACCCCACGCCAUGUGCCUUCAUCUCCGAACCCACUCAAAGUCCUUGGCGCCGCGCGGUUUGUGCCAGUGCUCAUGAGUGGCAUAGCUCGACAGGGGGCUGAUGGCAAAGAGCGCCCUGCUGCUACUGCUGGCGCUGCUGCCAAGUGCCAUCCAUGCCGCCAAAUGCCCCCUCUUUUGCACUUGCGCGGAGCGGCUCCUGAGGUGCAAUGGGACGCAGCACCGGCGUGUGACGGUGCCAGCCUUGACGGCCGACCUGGGCUUCACGGAUCUGGAUCUCCACGGAAACGCCAUCUCGUCCGUCGGUAAGAAGACGUGGAAGUUCUACAGUUCGGUGGUGUUCCUGACCCUGGCGGACAACUCUCUGGUGGAGCUCACUGACGACUCGCUGGGCGACCUGGGGCGGCUCCGGUUCCUGGAUGUUUCGGGCAACAGGAUCAGGAAGAUCUCGGGCUCGGCCUUCGACCAGCUGCCCUUCCUCAUGUCCAUCCUCCUGGCCGAUAACAAACUGCAGCUGCUGCCCGACCGAGCGCUGCGCCCCCCGCACGGCUUGCACUUUCUCAAGUGGCUGAGCCUCCGGGACAAUCCGUUACGGGUUCUGGAAUCUUCUUCAUUGGCAGCCCUGCCCGCCCUGCAGAUUCUGGACUUGCGAGGGACUCCACUGUCCUUCUCGGCAUUGCAGCCCCUCCUUCAACUGGCACCGCCAAUCCCACACCUGCUCUUACCCAUCAGUGUCAAGUGCUGCAUAUGCAAGACCCAGAUGGCAGCUGCUACCACCGCUGCGACUGUGCCAGCCAGAUGUGCCCUCCUGUGUGAACCUAUGAAGCCAUCCUGCGUGGUCACAAAUGCCCCCGAAGGCCCAGUGACACCCCCCAAGCUGAGGCCCCCCUCAGGUCUGCCCAUUCCCACCAACAGUGAGAAGUUCGACUUGUCCCACCUCAGGUGGCUCAUCCAAGAGCGGCCGGUGAGCCUGAAAAACGCCGGCGACCUGCUGAGCUUCCUCACGGUGCUCGACAUGGUGCAGGACAUGAAGCCCAACAGGACGGCGCUGGGGUCCUUCGCACAGCUCAUCGAGGACCACUGCUUGAACCCGGACUACGAGGACGUGUGCGUCAGGACCAUGACCGACGUCAUUGUGCAGAUCGAGCGGCACCUGGGCGAGGGCAUCAUUGGGCAGCUCGAGACGCUGGCGGGCGCACUUCGGGAGGAAUCGGUGGUCCAGGAGACACCACCGGGGGUCUCCAAGAAGACCUCCCUGGACAGCCAGACAAUCAUCAUACUGGCCGCCAUCUCCGCUUCCGCUGUCAUCGUUGCAGCCGAGUGUGUGUCAGAGAUCAUCCGUCAAAGAAAACUCCACCACCCACUGGGCCACGAAGAGGACACAUCAGAGGCCAGCGGGGACACCAUGUGACCAGUGGUCACCAGGGCCGAGGACAAAUAAAGCUCUCAUUGUCACUCA
Molecule: messenger RNA, 1663 nt
Organism: Erpetoichthys calabaricus (reedfish)
Lineage: Eukaryota; Metazoa; Chordata; Cladistia; Polypteriformes; Polypteridae
Product: SLIT and NTRK-like protein 5
Exons: 11
Coding region: 308-1615 (435 amino acids)
Cellular component (GO): voltage-gated potassium channel complex
Molecular function (GO): voltage-gated potassium channel activity; potassium channel activator activity; transmembrane transporter binding
Source: RefSeq, a predicted model, not a curated record